AUGCUGUGUGUAAGUGCUGUUAGACCAGGAUGCAGCAGCUGCUGUUCAGAGAGAAGGAGCUCCCAACAAGUCCAAGGCCUCCAGCACAUGGAAGCAGUGACUACAGCAGAGCUGUUAGAUGUAACCAGAGCAUCCCUUUCUCUACCUCCUCUGCAACCCCUGCAGCUCCAUAGCCUCCAGAGCUGGAGGUACAGCACACAGGGACCUUGGAGUUACACUGAUUCUUUCCAGGAGCAAGAUGUUGUGGAGGGGUUCAAAUGGCAGAGACCAGGCAUCCCAUUUGGAGCUGCCACAUCCUAUGUACAUCUAGAGAAGCUGUGUGAAGGAUCCUGUGCGACUGUGUACAAGGGGAUCAGCAGGAUCAACAGCCAGGUGGUGGCACUGAAAGUGAUCAAGCUGGAGGCAGAGGAGGGAGUGCCCUUUACAGCCAUUCGGGAAGCUUCUCUUCUCAAGUGCUUGAAACAUGCCAACAUUGUACUGCUUCAUGACAUUAUCCAGACCAAGGAGACACUAACAUUUGUCUUUGAGUACAUGCACACAGAUCUAGCACAGUACAUGAGCCAGCAUCCUGGAGGACUCCAUUUGUGCAAUGUUAUGCUCUUCAUGUUCCAGCUUUUGCGUGGCCUGGCUUACAUCCACCAACAACACAUUCUUCACCGAGAUCUGAAGCCCCAGAACUUGCUCAUCAGUUGCCUCGGUGAGCUCAAAUUAGCCGACUUUGGGCUUGCUCGUGCCCAGUCCAUCCCCAGACAGACAUACUCCUCUGAAGUUGUGACACUCUGGUACCGUCCUCCUGAUGUGCUGCUUGGAGCUACAGCUUAUUCUUCUGAUAUAGAUAUCUGGAGUGCAGGCUGUAUAUUUCUGGAAAUGAUCCAGGGUCAGCCAUUAUUUGCAGCAACUUCUGGUACUCACGAACAACUGGAGAAGAUCUGGGCGGUAUUGGGGGUCCCAACUGAAGAUACCUGGCCAGGACUUUCCAAGCUCCCCAACUAUAACCCAGAACUGGUUGCUUCCAGGAGACCUCAGAGCCUCCGAGUCAUCUGUGACAGGAUGAGCAGGGUGCCAGCAGCAGAGAAUUUGGCCUCCAGGAUGCUCACAGCCUUCCCUCGAGGCCGAAUCUCUGCACAAGAUGCGCUUCUUCAUGGCUUCUUCAGCCCUCUGCCUCCUCAGCUCUACCAGGUCCCUGCUGGACAAUCAGUGCUCACAGUUCCAGGGGUGAGACUGCAACCUGAAAUCUGUGACCUGUUUGCUUCUUAUGGAAAAGGCCGUGUCUCAGGAGGUUUGAGCAAGUUUUGGUAG
Melospiza georgiana is the source of this 1299-nucleotide messenger RNA. It is a transcript of the gene CDK15, whose product is annotated as cyclin dependent kinase 15. NCBI's taxonomy places the organism in Eukaryota, Metazoa, Chordata, Aves, Passeriformes, Passerellidae. Gene Ontology annotation, cellular component: nucleus; cytoplasm; cytosol. Gene Ontology annotation, biological process: protein phosphorylation. The coding region runs from base 1 to 1299 and encodes 432 amino acids. The record is from RefSeq and is a predicted model, not a curated record. The transcript is spliced from 13 exons. Gene Ontology annotation, molecular function: cyclin-dependent protein serine/threonine kinase activity; ATP binding; cyclin binding.